Messenger RNA from Penicillium manginii, 1461 nucleotides. Its product is annotated as WD repeat protein. The record is from RefSeq and is a predicted model, not a curated record. Gene Ontology annotation, cellular component: nucleotide-excision repair complex; Cul4A-RING E3 ubiquitin ligase complex. Gene Ontology annotation, biological process: transcription-coupled nucleotide-excision repair; protein polyubiquitination; proteasome-mediated ubiquitin-dependent protein catabolic process. NCBI's taxonomy places the organism in Eukaryota, Fungi, Ascomycota, Eurotiomycetes, Eurotiales, Aspergillaceae. Gene Ontology annotation, molecular function: protein binding. The transcript has 2 exons. The coding region runs from base 1 to 1461 and encodes 486 amino acids.
AUGAAUUCCUAUCUGCUCAACAGAGCCCUGGGCUCUGUCGCUCCAAAUGAAUUCCACACCGCGCAGACGGAGCGCUUAGUGCGCAACCUCGAACCAGCACCGGGGAUUCGCUUCUCCAGUCGCAAAGCCGUACCAGAUCAGUCUGAAGAUGACACAACAUUAAACCCAGACUUCGAUCCCACAGAGAAGCUGUAUGCACACAAAUCAGGCGUGAACUGUCUUGCAAUCGACCAGUUCGAGGGACGGUAUAUGAUCUCUGGAGGCGCCGACCCCUCCAUUCACCUAUGGGAUCUCGAGAGCAGAGGCUCGGAGCUCGAACAUAUCCACCGAGCUUGUGCGUCCGUAAGUAAGCCCUCACACAGCGCCGCCCACACGCACGCCAUAACCUCGCUAUCAAUCUACCCAUUCGACCCCGUCCCAUCAACCAUCUUCUCAACCGCGCACGACGGCACCCUGAAAUGGUCAGCGUUACAAUCCCCCGAGAUCACACCCCUCCACACCUUCAACCUCGACUGCACACCCUACGCCCAUUCAUUCUCCUCCGCCCCAGCCUCAACGCUCCUACUCGCCGUCGCGACCUCGGACCAAUCGGUCCGAUUGGUAGAUCUGCGUUCGGGCCUGGCAACUCACGGCCUACCAGGCCACAAUGCACCCGUUUUAUCCGUCGCAUGGGCACCGCAUAAACCCUACCUCCUAGCAUCAGGCUCCGUCGACAACAGGGUGAUAAUCUUCGACGUCCGGAAAGGAGGCCACAACUCCGCCAUCGCAACGCUAGACAUGGACGACCCGGUCGGUCUAGUAAAUCCGGCAUCAGCGCCGAAUUCCUACACGGCCCGCGCGGCCUUUUCACCGACUGCGCGCGCACACAAUGGGCCCGUUACCGGCGUGCGGUGGACGUCUAACGGUAGUCAUAUCGUGAGUACGGGACAAGAUGCGCGCAUUAGGGUAUGGGAUGCUGCGAGCGGGGCAAAUACACUCGUUCAUUUCGGUCCGAGGGUGCGUAAUAGCUCGACUUCGCAUUUAGCUGAGAGGGCGCCGGUACUUGUUCCGAAGGGAUUCAUGACGCCGGGUCAUGAGACGCUUCUCUGGCCGAAUUUCAACGAGCAGGAUGAUCGUGGCGAGAUCUUUAUGUUUGAGUUGCGGGAGGGGACGUUUGUUAAACGGCUUAAAUUGCCCGGCGUGGCGAUGUCGCAGUCGCAGGUUCGGGGUCGGGCUAGUGCGCUCAGUGCUGCGCGUAUAACUGAUCUUGUUUGGCGUGGGAAUGGGGCGAGUGGAGAAGGGGUGGAACUCUUUUCUGCGCAUGGGGAUGGGACGAUUCGGUCGUGGGUUUCGAGGGAGGAGGAUGGGGAGUUGGAUGAGGAGGAGGAGGCAGCUGAGGCUACUCGUAAGAGGAAGAGGGAUGUUUUGGACGAUAUCUAUAAGGGAUUUCUUGGGGCUGAGGAGGCGAGAUCAUUUACCUGA